CUCGUUUUCAUUCCAUCAACUCCGCCGCCUUCGCACCUUCAGCCUUCGCCUCACUCUCUUUGCUAUUCUUAGGUCGCCUACACCUUUGGGAUUUUUGUUUAGAGCAACCAGACACUCUUUUUUUUACCUUUAUUUCUUUUAUUUCUUUUAGUCACUGGUUCCCAGUCACACAAACUUCUUUGUCGCUCCUUCAGACCUAAGUCGAACCGAUUUCCCAGUCAACAAAAGAAGGGUUUCUUACCUUUCUUUUUCUAUAUCUUAUUCCUCCCGACUUGUUCUCCAGACGACACUGUAAAAUCAUAACCAAAUAAAGAACCACAAAAUGCGUAACUCGUUCUCCCUUUUCACCGCUCUUGCGGCCGUCGCCGCUGCACAGAACUACCUGGGUUUCAACUCGGGAUCGACCAAGGCCGACUACUCCGUCAAGGUCAAGGCCGACUUCUUGCAAGAGUUCACCACGGCACAGAAUCUUGAGGGCGCCCCCGGCACCUUCAACGCUGUCCGUCUGUACACCAACAUCCAGGGCGGUACCACGGACGACCCCAUCUCUGCCUUUGAGGCCGCCAUUGAGACCAAGACCAAGAUCCUGCUCGGCGUCUGGACCUCGGGCACCACCUCGAUCGAGAAGGAGCUUAACGCCCUUCAAAAGGCAGUCAAGCAGUACGGCCCCAAGUUCACCGACCUUGUCAUCGGUAUCUCUAUCGGAUCCGAGGAUCUCUACCGCAACUCGGUGACUGGCAUGACCAACAAGGCUGGUGUAGGUGCUCAGCCCGACCAGCUCGUUGCCUUCAUCGGCGACUUCAAGAAGGCCUUCAAGGACACCCCCCUCGGCAAGACCCCCGUCGGCCACGUCGACACCUGGGACGUCUGGCCCAACGCGACCAACAAGGCCGUCCUUGACGCCAUCGACUGGGUCGGUGUCGACGAGUACCCCUACUACGAGAACGGCAAGGGCAACAACAUCAAGAACAGCGGUAACCUUUUCGACAAGGCCUUCAACGCCACCAUCCAGGCCGCCGGCGGCAAGCCCGUCUGGGUUACCGAGACCGGCUGGCCCUCGAGCGGUCCCGACUGGGACCAGGCUGUUCCCUCGAUCGAGAACGCCAAGUACUACUGGCAGGAGAUUGGCUGCCGUCAGCUGUUCAACAAGGUCCCCACCUUCUGGUACAACCUCCGCGACAGCAACCCCGACAACAAGCAGCAGUUCGCCAUCACCAAGAACCUGUCCACCAAGCCCCUCUUCGACCUCAAGUGCCCUACCUCCUUCGACACCGACAAGCAGCGCCAGGCCAACAGCCCCAGCAGCAGCAGCAGCAGCAGCGGAAACAGCACUGGUGGUAGCAACAGCAGCACCCCCAGCUCCACCAACGGCUCCUCCAACUCGGGAAGCAACAGCAGCCCCGCUGCCGCUGGCGCCACCUCCAAGGCUCCUAGCAACGCUGCUGGCAUCCUUGAGGUUCUCCCCGUCGCUGCCUACGCUGGUCUUGUUGUGAUUGGCGCGCUUGCCAUGUACUAAGCGGAGAUGCUUUUAUUUCUUGAUACCCAUAGGCCGUUUAGUUUUGGGUGGUCAGUUUGUCAAUUGGUUUAUUUUGUUUAAAUAAUAGAGAAGGAGGUAAAAGACUAGCUUUAUUUUGGGCUGGGCUUUUAUUCGCAGACCUGUUCUUAAAAUACUUGGGUUCCCAAAUGGUUCUUUUACCUGGUCAACAAUAGACCUCGCAUCGAAACCUGCGAGAGGUUUUCAUGGGAAAAUGACAACAUCACAGUAACACAAAUAAUAACCUCCCGUCUUGUUGUGCUUGUGAUCCUAACCUAAUUUCGUCUUAUGAAUGACAACUGCCAUCCUUGCUUUGUCAUGUUGACAGGUUUAGAG
Messenger RNA from Pyricularia oryzae 70-15, 1870 nucleotides. RefSeq names its product glucan 1,3-beta-glucosidase. The coding region runs from base 323 to 1516 and encodes 397 amino acids. Gene Ontology annotation, biological process: carbohydrate metabolic process; cell wall organization. The transcript has a single exon. The record is from RefSeq and is a predicted model, not a curated record. Gene Ontology annotation, molecular function: glucan endo-1,3-beta-D-glucosidase activity; 1,3-beta-glucanosyltransferase activity. Lineage: Eukaryota; Fungi; Ascomycota; Sordariomycetes; Magnaporthales; Pyriculariaceae. Gene Ontology annotation, cellular component: fungal-type cell wall; extracellular region; cell surface.